GAGAGGAAGCUGUGCGCCCACCCUCGAAUCGAGAUCUACAAGGAGGACCGCAUCUACUUUGUGUGUCCCCUCGCCCGCCAAGGGGACUUCUACGUGCCUGAAAUGAAAGAACUGGAAAGGAAGAGCAGGGCUGCUGCAGCUGAGGCCGAGGAUGCCCAGACAGACAUCACAGGGGCCGACACCCUGAGUGAGGCGAGCUCCAUCAGCAUAGAGGCCACAACUGACAGCAGAGACACCUCAGUGGCCACCUCCAUCCUGCUGCCAUUCCCAGCCAGCCGUGGCCGGGAGGAGGCAGACAACCGCAGCGAGCACAGCUACAGUGAGUCAGGAGCCAGUGGCUCCUCCUUUGAGGAGCUGGACCUGGAGGUCACCGUGGACGGAGAGGGAGCCCCAGGCCUGCUGCCUGACACGGGCUACAUGGGCAACCAGGAGGUCACAGACAAGUGGACCAAGGAGCCCAUUGCUGCUGAGAGAGGAGAAGAGUGAUGCGGAGACCUGGCUGCCUUGCUUCCCACUGGGGUCUGAGUUACUGGGAAACGAUUGCCUUUCCCACCUCCUUCCUCUCCAGCCAAGAGAUUUUGGUUGCUGAUUCCCGCCGAGACCCGCUCUCCCUCUUUGCAGAAAGGGUGUUUGGCUGUUUCAGGGAUACUGGGAGGUGGGAGGGGUCUCCUGCAGCACCUGGUGGUACAGGGUAGGUGCAGGCUGGGGGUGCAGUGAAAUGCAUUUGCCGUUUGUGUGUCUCUAGAUGGGUUGCAUAUUCCUUGCAGGAGCUCCGGGGGGUGGUGGUGGAUGGCAGAGUUGUCCCCCCCCAUCUCUGCUGGUGCCCCUCUCACCCACAGCUUCUCUCUGCCGCACUGCCACACCAGUUUUCUAGCACCAAAGAGCCGUGAGUAGGAUUGGUUGGGUUUGUUCCCCUUUUCUCUUCCCCUUUGCUGAAAAAUGGAAAUAUCCUGUGUAAACCUGGUCUUCCUGGCACUGCCACGGGCGCUUUUGGGGUCUGUAAUAAAGUGGAUGCUUUUCCUCA
This is a messenger RNA of Nestor notabilis (Kea), 1024 nucleotides long. Its product is annotated as testis-expressed sequence 264 protein-like. The record is from RefSeq and is a predicted model, not a curated record. Gene Ontology annotation, biological process: protein-DNA covalent cross-linking repair; reticulophagy. The transcript has 2 exons. NCBI's taxonomy places the organism in Eukaryota, Metazoa, Chordata, Aves, Psittaciformes, Psittacidae. The annotation marks the transcript as partial. Gene Ontology annotation, cellular component: nucleus; autophagosome membrane; replication fork.